Molecule: messenger RNA, 1051 nt
Organism: Arabidopsis thaliana (thale cress)
Lineage: Eukaryota; Viridiplantae; Streptophyta; Magnoliopsida; Brassicales; Brassicaceae
Product: Myb domain protein
Exons: 3
Coding region: 70-426 (118 amino acids)
Source: RefSeq, marked reviewed
GUACGUUUAGAGUUAGAAUGAAGCUAGAAGCUUAAAAAUCAUCGUCUCCGGCGAUCGCCGGGAAAAGAAAUGUGGGCGAUUACGAGAGUGAUAAGCCGGCGAGUUCAUGGAACAAGUUUUAUUACUAUUCCAAAACUCUCAGGUUUCUCUAUUGUAUCUCCCAAACAAGUUGAGGUAGAGUAUGCAGAUGGAACCAAGUUCAAUUUUUCAUCAGAGUUUCUGAGAAUUCAUAGUCCAGCUGCUGAUGGAAAAGUCAGAUCAAUCGGUGGUGAAAAGGUGAUAUCUGGAAGGCGGUAUGUAGGAAUCAUGUCUGCAGAACCGGUUGGAAACUACGGGGUAAGGUACUUACAAAUACUGCAAGGUCAUUAUGAGUUAGCCAUCAUGAAGAUUCAGAUACCUAAGUUUAUUGUUUUGCUUAUAACUUAAUGCGGUUGGGGGCUAAAUCUUUUUUGAGGAUCCAGGUUAGUGUUUGAUGACUUGCAUAGAACAGGGAUAUAUCCAUGGGAUUAUUUCUACGAGCUUGGGAGCAAUAAGUUUGGUCUUAUGAGGAACUAUAUCAAGACUCUUCAAAAGCAUAAUCUCAGCCGUGAACCUCCUCCUUCAAGAAAGAGAUGAUUCUGAUGAUCAAUGUUAGUAUUUAACAUUGUUCAAAAUGUUUGAUAGAUUCUCUUUUUGCAGAGAAACCUUGAAUCUUCUUGUCUUGUUUCAGAGUUACGGUUGUUGCUUUUUGCUGUUGUUGUUGUCUUUAUUACUAUUGUUGUUGAUGUUAGUGUUGAUUGAUCUAUAAGUUGUCUUUAGAGAACAACAUAUUUGUGUUUCCGGUGUACCGCCCGUUUAUCAAGAUCUCUAUUCGACGGAUUUCCGAUUUGGGCCCAGCCUUGUUUUGUAACCGUGUAUAUCGAGAGGCCCAAUGUCCAUUUCGGUUGAUUAAUAAAAGGAAAAAUACUAGUGUAUCAUCAUCAAUAUUAGUUUGUUUUAACUCUUGUGAACCCAAAUGUGAUCAACAUACAGUUUUAUAAAUUUUUGAUUGUACAAUUUUCAUUUCAAAAUU